Molecule: messenger RNA, 426 nt
Organism: Aspergillus melleus
Lineage: Eukaryota; Fungi; Ascomycota; Eurotiomycetes; Eurotiales; Aspergillaceae
Gene: HTB1
Product: histone H2B family protein
Exons: 3
Coding region: 1-426 (141 amino acids)
Biological process (GO): nucleosome assembly
Cellular component (GO): nucleosome
Molecular function (GO): DNA binding; structural constituent of chromatin; protein heterodimerization activity
Source: RefSeq, a predicted model, not a curated record
AUGCCUCCCAAAGCCGCUGAGAAGAAGCCCAGCACCGGUGGCAAGGCCCCCGCUGGCGGCAAGGCCCCCGCUGAGAAGAAGGAAGCCGGCAAGAAGACCGCCGCCGCUGCCUCUGGCGAGAAGAAGAAGCGUGGAAAGACCAGAAAGGAGACCUACUCUUCCUACAUCUACAAGGUGCUCAAGCAGGUUCACCCCGAUACUGGUAUCUCCACUCGCGCCAUGUCCAUCUUGAACUCCUUCGUCAACGACAUCUUCGAGCGUGUGGCUACCGAGGCCUCCAAGCUGGCUGCUUACAACAAGAAAUCCACCAUCUCGUCAAGGGAGAUCCAGACCUCUGUGAGGCUCAUUCUGCCCGGUGAACUGGCCAAGCACGCCGUCUCGGAGGGCACGAAGGCCGUGACGAAGUACUCUUCUUCUGCCAAAUAA